AUGGCCGCUGUCCAAGGAAGAAUAAAUGGAUCUCUGUGUGCUUCUUCCCAGUUGCCUAUAUUGGCAUCAUCGGUGGUCAGCCUCUACUUCCUGGAGCUCACGGAUGUCUUCAAGCCUGUGCACUCUGGAUUCAGCUGCUAUGACCGCAGUCUCAGCAUGCCGUACAUUGAGCCCACCCAGGAAGCCAUUCCAUUCCUCAUGUUGCUCAGCUUGGCCUUUGCUGGACCUGCAAUUACGAUUAUGGUUGGAGAAGGAAUUCUCUACUGUUGCUUGUCCAAGAGAAGAAAUGGGGUUGGCCUGGAACCCAACAUUAAUGCCGGAGGCUGCAACUUCAACUCAUUCCUUAGAAGAGCUGUCAGAUUCGUUGGUGUUCAUAUAUUUGGGCUAUGCUCCACAGCUCUCAUCACGGACAUCAUUCAGCUAUCCACAGGGUAUCAGGCCCCUUACUUUCUGACUGUGUGCAAACCAAACUAUACCUCUCUGAAUGUGUCCUGCAAAGAAAAUUCCUAUAUCGUGGAAGAUAUUUGCUCGGGAUCUGACCUUACAGUUAUCAACAGUGGCAGAAAGUCCUUUCCUUCUCAACAUGCGACCCUCGCUGCAUUUGCAGCCGUGUACGUUUCGAUGUACUUCAAUUCCACAUUAACGGAUUCCUCUAAGCUUCUGAAGCCACUCUUGGUCUUCACAUUUAUCAUCUGUGGAAUCAUCUGCGGGCUAACACGGAUAACCCAGUAUAAGAACCACCCAGUUGAUGUCUAUUGUGGCUUUUUAAUAGGAGGAGGAAUUGCACUGUACUUGGGCCUGUAUGCUGUGGGGAACUUUCUGCCUAGUGACGAGAGUAUGUUUCAGCACCGAGAAGCCCUCAGGUCUCUGACAGACCUCAAUCAAGACCCCAGCCGGGUUUUGUCUGCUAAAACUGGUAGCAGCAGUGAUGGCAUCGCUCACACAGAAGGCAUCCUCACCCGGAACCACAGAGAUGCCAGCUCGUUGACAAACCUCAAAAGGGCGAAUGCUGAUGUGGAAAUCAUCACUCCACGGAGCCCCAUGGGGAAGGAGAACAUGGUCACCUUCAGCAAUACCCUGCCCCGGGCCAACACCCCCUCUGUCGAAGACCCUGUCCGAAGAAACGCGGCCAUUCAUGCCUCUAUGGAUUCUGCUCGGUCCAAGCAGCUCCUCACCCAGUGGAAGAAUAAGAACGAAAGUCGGAAGUUGUCCUUGCAGGUCAUAGAGCCUGAGCCUGGACAGUCCCCACCCAGGUCCAUAGAAAUGCGGUCGAGCUCAGAGCCAUCAAGGGUAGGGGUGAAUGGAGACCACCACGGUCCUGGCAAUCAGUACCUCAAGAUCCAGCCUGGUGCUGUCCCCGGCUGUAACAACAGCAUGCCCGGGGGUCCAAGGGUGUCUAUCCAGUCCCGCCCUGGGUCCUCACAGUUGGUGCACAUCCCCGAGGAGACACAGGAAAACAUCAGCACCUCCCCCAAAAGCAGCUCUGCCCGGGCCAAGUGGUUAAAGGCUGCCGAGAAGACGGUAGCCUGUAACAGAAGCAACAGCCAGCCCCGCAUCAUGCAGGUCAUCGCCAUGUCCAAGCAACAGGGUGUCCUCCAGAGCAGCCCCAAGAACACAGAAGGCAGCACGGUCUCCUGCACGGGCUCCAUCCGCUAUAAGACUUUGACAGACCAUGAGCCCAGUGGGAUCGUGAGGGUUGAGGCUCACCCGGAGAACAACAGGCCCAUCAUCCAGAUCCCGUCCACCGAAGGAGAAGGCAGUGGCUCCUGGAAGUGGAAAGCCCCUGAGAAGGGUAGCCUUCGCCAGACCUAUGAGCUCAACGACCUCAACAGGGACUCGGAGAGCUGUGAGUCCCUCAAAGACAGUUUUGGUUCCGGAGAUCGCAAGAGAAGCAACAUUGACAGCAACGAGCAUCACCACCAUGGGAUCACCACCAUCCGCGUCACCCCAGUGGAAGGCAGCGAAAUUGGCUCAGAGACGCUAUCGGUCUCUUCCUCCCGCGACUCCACCCUGAGGAGAAAAGGCAACAUCAUUUUAAUCCCUGAAAGAAGUAACAGCCCCGAAAACACUAGAAAUAUCUUCUACAAAGGAACCUCCCCCACACGGGCUUAUAAGGAUUGAGUGACGCCACUCCAUUCUUUGGGCCACUCCCAAGAGACCGUGUGUUGACUCGACCGUGCUCUUUUCCAGAGAUCUGAGAAGUGUCACCCAACUAGACUGUCUACCAUCGGUCUGGAAUUCUGUAACUUUUGAGAACUUCUAGACUCCAACUCGUAGGUUUCACACCAAGGGGAGGGAAAAGCACAAUGCAAGAGCCUAACUCAUUUGAUAACGGAAGAGAUUUCUUAAGACCUGUCGUCAGACUCAAAAGGUUUUGCAGAGAGCAGUGUCAAAAGAAAGUGGUUUCCUUCCAGUGUACACUAUCUUAUUUCCUGAAUGUGCCAACUUUGGGGAUUUUUUCUUUAUAAUUAGCUGUGGGAUCCCAGAACACACAGGUCUUCCCUACAGCAGAGGCCAUGCAGUAUUAUAUAUUCGUUUUGCAGAAUCUGCACCAAGAGCUCAAUACGGGUGGUGCUGAUUAUUCUAGUACAUAUACCAUGUAAACUCUCGAACUCUAUUUAGCCGUGAAGUAGUGGUGUGCAAUUCCUUGUCGAAGAAAUGCUAGUUUACUAAGAAGAUGCUGGCUGCUUUGUGUUAGAGUAGGACACCCCGCAGCUUCUCUGUAGUGGCUCUGUCUCAGUCCCCAAAUGAAAAGGUUUAUGUGGAUUUCUUCAAAUUUCUGCUUUCUUCAACAUCAAACGUUGUAUAGGAGUAUUUUCAGUGAAAGGGAAUAGCUAGUACUUUUCUGCAUACUUUUUCUGCAUACUUUUUCUGCUGCUUACUUUUUAUUUAAGUACAGGGACUGCUAGUGAAUCUGUUUUUUAGUGAGUACGUUGGCAUACGUUUAUAAAUAUAUUGUUUUAGAGAAUCUUUUGAAGCUGUUGUGAUCAUAUUUUGCUUUGUAUGGCUUCUCCUUUAUUUACUGAUUAUAACUUUUUUUGAUGUUAUAGAUAUGUUAUCCUAUUUUCAAAAUCAAAAGUUGCAAUCGACAUUCCUUAAGCAAAGUAUACUGCUGUGAAUUUAAUAUAAACAAGAAAUCUGAGCCAAAACUAUUGAUAUGAUAUUGUAGGUUACGUUGCCAGAAACGUUGGUCAAGUUGACCCUGAGAUGUCUCUAAUCAGCUGGCUUAGGUUGCCAUCUUAACAAGUAAGCUGAACAUUCCAUUUGGUUCCAGACUAUUAAACUUUUUUAAAAUAUCCUGAUAACCAGUAAAUCAGAGCCACCAUGGGCAAGUUUGGUCCUCUUCUCUAAAAUACUUUUAUUAAUUGGAAUUAAUUCUUGCAAGAGGAAUAAUUUGAAAAAAAUGCUUAUUGAUAAGUAAAAGUAUCUCACAGUAUAAAUCAAAAAUAUAUUUAUUCAAAAUAGCAGAAUAGACACAGUUUUAGCUUAACACACAAACAACAAUUUUGCUACCUACCCUGAAUCAAGCCUUGAGCCUAAAUCAAAAGAAACCAAUACCAUUGAUAGUAAGAAGAUUAAAACAAAGUAUUUUGAAGUGCUUUUUCUGAC
Messenger RNA from Carlito syrichta (Philippine tarsier), 3609 nucleotides. It is a transcript of the gene PLPPR4, whose product is annotated as phospholipid phosphatase related 4. Gene Ontology annotation, biological process: signal transduction; axonogenesis; phospholipid metabolic process. Bases 1 to 2121 code for a protein of 706 amino acids. The transcript has 6 exons. Gene Ontology annotation, molecular function: phosphatidate phosphatase activity. Lineage: Eukaryota; Metazoa; Chordata; Mammalia; Primates; Tarsiidae. The record is from RefSeq and is a predicted model, not a curated record.